AUGGGUCCGGUUCCGAUCCAGUGUCUCACGUUGGUGGCAUAUGGCCGACCUCACAUCCAACAGCGCGUUGUCGUUGAAGAUGUGAAGAGACGGUCGCUUUCCUCGGACUACGGCGGCCAAUCUGCGGAACUCCGAAGACUCUGGCGUCGACCGUCUGAUAGGACAUCAACUCUCACAAUAGUAGUCCCUGCCCAUCCCAAAAGCAGCAGAGGAAACUCUUUUGUUGGUGUUGGUUCAGUUGUGGUUGCUGCGGCUGCCGAACGCUUUGAGGGUGUGAGUGGACACGCCGACUAUGGUUACCACAGAGGAUCCAGCUCUCAUUCCCUGAGGCCAUAUCCUGCAUUCCGAUCAUAG
This is a messenger RNA of Necator americanus (New World hookworm), 354 nucleotides long. RefSeq lists its product as uncharacterized. NCBI's taxonomy places the organism in Eukaryota, Metazoa, Nematoda, Chromadorea, Rhabditida, Ancylostomatidae. The record is from RefSeq and is a predicted model, not a curated record. The transcript has a single exon. Bases 1 to 354 code for a protein of 117 amino acids.